This is a messenger RNA of Toxorhynchites rutilus septentrionalis, 985 nucleotides long. RefSeq lists its product as uncharacterized. The record is from RefSeq and is a predicted model, not a curated record. Bases 17 to 835 code for a protein of 272 amino acids. The transcript has 2 exons. Gene Ontology annotation, cellular component: extracellular region. Gene Ontology annotation, molecular function: chitin binding. NCBI's taxonomy places the organism in Eukaryota, Metazoa, Arthropoda, Insecta, Diptera, Culicidae.
GGCCACAGAAGGUUCCAUGAUGGUGAUUUUACUACUAUCAAUUCUAAUCGCAUCCGUAGCAGCCGUAAGGGAUCCACGCUGUAAAGUAUACGAUGAGGGCGAUAAGUCGAUAACGUUGCCGCACAGAGACGAUUGCACUAAGUUUCACACCUGCGAUGUUCAGGGAAAUGCGCUAGAGAUGAAGUGUCCACCAAGUACCUACUUUAGUGCCGAUCUUGGAGUGUGUACAUUCGACCGAUCAGGUUGCGCCGCUACCAACAGUGACGAUAGCAAGCAUCACAACUUAUCGAGCGAAAACUGUCCAAAUCUCCCACAUGGAACUACUUUCCCCAAAGCCGAUGACUGCUCUUCUUAUAUAGUUUGCUUGAAGGGUGAAGCUCAUAUUAUUCAAUGCCCUAAAGGCCUAUUUUUUGAUCGAAAUAGCAACAAGUGCAAACUAAAGAGAGAUGUCGAGUGUACAAUUUCACUGGAGAUUGCUCCACCAGCCCCAAUUCUUCCGUUGCCUAACGUUCCACUGGUUCCCGCCAGUCCCGAACUGUUAAACCCUGGAUUGCCUGCAGCUCCUGUGCCACCCUUAACGGAAUCACUAGUAGACGCAUCGGAGAACACUGUUAGGAAUCCUGAUACUGUCAUAAUUCCUCAGGAUCCUCGUUGCCAGCAGCAACAGUAUGAUCCCGAGAGUCCAAUAAUGCUUAACCAUGCAAAUGACUGCACAAAGUAUAUUGUCUGCGUUGGGGACUUCGCUGUAGAAAAGCAGUGCCCCGAGGGUCAACAUUGGAGUGCCGAUAACAAUUGGUGUGAUUACGCUUCCCGUGCCAAAUGUAUGCUUCUGUGAUUUAUAUUUUAUCUUUCGAAUGAUUGUGCCAUCAGGUCAUAUUCAUAUUUCUCUCCAGUUAUCGGAAAUUUAACAGUUAACGAUAAGUUAUAAUUGAUUCAGAAUAAAACAUAGCAUUAAGUAAUUUCUGUACAAAAAUUAAGAUUUGUA